Messenger RNA from Esox lucius (northern pike), 1974 nucleotides. Its product is annotated as pollen-specific leucine-rich repeat extensin-like protein 1. The transcript is spliced from 7 exons. NCBI's taxonomy places the organism in Eukaryota, Metazoa, Chordata, Actinopteri, Esociformes, Esocidae. Bases 183 to 1730 code for a protein of 515 amino acids. The record is from RefSeq and is a predicted model, not a curated record.
UUAGGAGGAGGUAAAGUCCAUAAAUUAGUUUUAAAUACAUGGCCGGAUAAACGGAACAUGGUUUGGGAGUUACAUGCAAGCAAAUUGAUGCUCCCUCUGAUUUGGAGGAGCCACCUGCGCUGUUAGCCUCUUCGUCCUUCACUCCUUUAGAGGAGGGUAAACAGAAGCCCUCAGGAAAGGACAUGCAGCCAGAGAGAAGAGCACAGAGCUCUAUUCUAGAUAAUGAGAUGGAGCUCUUUUUUAAAGAGCACUGUCCAUCAAGAGCACUGCCCAUCAAGACCUCCAGCCCCAUACAUUCGGCCCAGCAGGAUGGAGACAGAACAAUCUCUCCACUGCUCUCUGAAGAUGAAGACCAAAACCCUGUACAGCAGCCUUUCUCCACCCUGAAGAGACAAGCAGCAGAAUGCACAAAUGUGGAGUCAGAAGAACCUUCCCAAAGAAACCUUUCUCUGGCAGUGGAACCGAAAGAACCAAUUUCAGCCAAGAUUGUGUUCCAGACAUCUGAGAAGAUGACCAUUGUCCAGCAGCCUGCAACGAAGGCUGCUGCGUUCCAGCCGCCGGAGACCGCAAAGGAAAACCAGGAAGGAAAAGUCACAUCAUCCUUUCUGCAGAGGCUGAGAAAAGCUGGUCAAUCCAAGCCUACAGGAAAAGUGUUAAUGCCGUUUCCAGUCAGAGAAGCUCCUGCCAUCGAGCUGGACGAUGACUUCCUGAUCUUGGAAGAUGAGGCUCCUUCAAGGUUUCGCUUCCGCAGGAAGCCUGACCCCAACAAGACCACAGCCAGACCACAACCGAAGCAGGAGGACCAAUCACAGGGUAAAGAGAAUACGAAAAACCAGAAAAAGUCAGAUACCGCUGGAGAGGAACUAGUUUCUAUGGAGGAAGACCAGAGAAAGGUGGAAGAGGAAGCUGCCGACUCCCACCAGGAGGAAGCAUUGCUGGACAGUCAGGAAUCAGAGAAGAGGAAGAGGUGUAAGCCUGGCCCUUGGUGGCGAACCAGCGUUGUCAACACACCGGACACCGAGACUGACAACACGCACACAAGCAACAACCCAACAACGAAGCCUACCAGACUGUCCUCUGUGAAGGCAAGGCUAAAGGAAAGGCUGUCAAAAUCCUCUUCCAUUCAGACUGCAGAGAAGGAAGCCAAAAGAAGGUGCAGAGCUCAGAGGCUAACCAUAGAGGAGGAGCCUGAGAGGCCUGGAAUUCCCAGCCCUUUAAGACUGCUCCCUCACACUGCAAGUGAGGUAUUUGACUUGAUCUACACCUGCGCUUCACAGUCCAAGAAAGCCCAGUCCUCUGACAUUAACCACUAUACCCCUGACCGUAUAGUCAGGAAGCUGCUGUGCCCAGACGCGCCACACAGACCCAGCAGAAGGAAUGCUCCUGGAACCUGGUGGAAUAUCGCUGUCUGCUCUGAGAAUAUAGGCUGGAGAAGUCCAGUCCUUCUACCCCAGCACCUGUCCUCACUCCCCAGCCCCCUGUCCUUACUCCACAGCCCCCUGUCCUUACUCCACAGCCCCCUGUCCUUACUCCACAGCCCCCUGUCCUUACUCCACAGCCCCCUGUCCUUACUCCACAGCCCCCUGUCCUUACUCCACAGCCCCCUGUCCUCACUCCACAGCCCCCUGUCCUCACUCCACAGUCCCCUUCCCUUACUCCACAGUCCCCUGUCCUCACUCCUUAGCCCCUUGUCCCUACCCCCCAGUCCCCUUACCCCCCCUGCCCCUUGACCUGGAGGACGUCGGUGGAAGAAAACCACCCGACACAGAAGAAACAUGUAGGAACUGUUGCUUCAUGGUGUUUAGGUUGAGUAGCUGAACAUAGUCAUACUUUCAGAAGAUGUACUUUAUUUUGUCAACAGGUCAAGAGCUUUUGAAAGCGAUGCAUGAUUGAACUGGAGGAUUAUGAGAAUUAAGAGGUCUGAGUAAAUGUAUUUUAAUGAUUGAACUUGAGGAUAAUAAAAAUUAAGAUGUA